CUGGCUGGAGGGGAGGCUGCCGAGCGAGGGCAGGAGAACUAUUUCCAGGAACCCAGCCUCCUACCAUGUCUGACCCCAUUACACUGAAUGUUGGGGGGAAACUCUACACAACCUCACUGGCAACCCUGACCAGCUUCCCUGACUCGAUGCUGGGUGCCAUGUUCAGUGGGAAGAUGCCCACCAAGAGGGACAGCCAGGGUAACUGCUUCAUUGACCGUGAUGGCAAAGUGUUCCGCUAUAUCCUCAACUUCCUGCGGACCUCCCACCUGGAUCUGCCAGAGGACUUCCAGGAGAUGGGUCUGCUGCGCAGGGAAGCUGACUUCUACCAGGUACAGCCCCUGAUUGAGGCCCUGCAGGAAAAGGAGGUAGAACUCUCCAAGGCAGAGAAGAACGCCAUGCUCAACAUCACACUGAAGCAGCGUGUGCAAACAGUCCACUUCACCGUGCGGGAGGCACCACAGAUCUACAGCCUAUCAUCUUCCAGCAUGGAGGUGUUCAACGCCAACAUCUUCAGCACAUCCUGCCUCUUCCUCAAACUCCUUGGGUCUAAGCUCUUCUACUGCUCCAAUGGUAAUCUCUCCUCUAUCACCAGCCACUUGCAGGACCCUAACCACCUGACUCUUGACUGGGUGGCCAAUGUGGAAGGCCUUCCAGAGGAAGAGUACACCAAGCAGAACCUCAAAAGGCUGUGGGUGGUACCUGCCAACAAGCAGAUCAACAGCUUCCAAGUCUUUGUGGAGGAGGUGCUGAAGAUCGCUCUGAGUGAUGGAUUCUGCAUUGACUCUUCCCAUCCACAUGCUCUGGACUUUAUGAACAAUAAGAUCAUUCGGUUAAUCCGAUACAGGUAAAAAAGACCCUAGUCACACUGGGGAAGGAGUUCCCAAGAAGCUCAUGUCAGCUAAGGCUCUGAGGAGAGUGUCUCGCCAGUGGCACGAGGCGGGGAACUAUACUAAUCUGUAUUAAUUGCAUAGCAGGACCUGAUUCCCCAUGACAAAGUCCACCUUCUGGAAUCCACAUGUCCUCUGAACAGAACCACCUUUUCUUGCCAUUUUGAACUGGCGAUGGGUAACUUGUGAUGACAAGUUAAAAGUCAGCUGAAACAUACAAGAGCCCACGGGAAGACUUUCUGGCUUGGACAGAGAGCAGCAGUUUUCUUAUGGGCUAUCACCUACCACUAGUCAGUGCCCUCUAACCCAUCUCCAGAGAGAGCCCUGGCUGCUGAGGGGUAGAGUGGGAACAAGAGGCUCCUUCGAGUUUCCUAGGCAACAACAUGUUCAGCAAAUCAGAUCACUCCUGCUCUUUGCUCUGAGGAUGCACCCAGGCACCAGGACACCUGUGCCCAAAGGCAACUAUGUUUGGGUGUUUUAGAAUGCAAUAUGUUCCCAGAACCCUUUGUGGCUCCACUCAGGGAGAAAGUUGAGCCAUGGCAUGGCCUAGGGGAGUGAGUGUCCAGGCUUAGGCAGGAGGGGAUGGCCCUCCUGACAAGGCUGAAGGAUUCUUGGCUUCAGAUAUUGGUUGUUUCCCCUGCAAAGAUGUGAUGGUAUUGAAGCCAAGAAGAUGGAAGACACUUUAUGACCCAGCUGUUGCUUGUCCUUGCUCCAUGGAUUGCAAGUGUCACUGACACCAGUCAAUUUAAACCAAUAAUACAUUAUGAACUCUCAGGGUUGGAAAAUAAUCCAGUAGUUUCUUAGUUCUUCCCCUUCCUCUAGGAUACCCCAGUACAUGGCGGUGAGUGUCUCUUCUUGAGUAUCCUCAAGGGAUUCCUUGUGCCGGCUGGCACAAUGACAGAAUGUCCGCUGUCCCCAAGACAGUUCCUGCUAUGGUUGAGCAGUGCAGGCUAUUGGAAAGUUCUUUCAGUAUUGUCCCCAAAUCGUGCCUGUGCUAGGACUUGUUGUUAGAACUUCCUUUAUACACAGACAUGUGUCCCUGCUUUGACUAGACACUGAAGGUAUCAUUACUCAGAACUGAUUUGCAACCUGUCUUUAGCAGAAUCAGCUCCUUUCCAUCCUUGUAAGUCAAACAUCUUUCAUACGACUUCGCUUUGUUCUCAGCCCCCCAGUUCAUCAGCCUUGCCCACCAGCAUGGCUAAGCAUGCUCCUAAUUGUUUCUGGCUAGAGGAAGGUCACUGACUGAGGAGCUCUAGGGUUUUGGGAAACUGUUCAGCAAGCAGUACAGGAGUGCUGGGUAACCCCAGUGCCCCUGAGUCUUCUCUUGAGAGAGCAGUCUUCCCUCUCAUACUAUCCAGUCCUAACGACCUAUAGGCCUUCAUGGGAUACAUUAAGGACAGAAACUCCAGACACUACUCCCACAGCAGGUGAGGGGCCCUGUAGACCUCUAAACUGCACAUUGUGAUUCACUCCUGGAGUGACACUAGCAGUCAGAGUCUUACAGCCCCCACCUGAGAAGCGCUCCAGACACAGCUAGGGAAGCCUGGAACUGGCAUCCACAGGCAGACAGAGCAAAGGACUUCCAUAGUUACACCCUGUGAGUGGGACAUUCACAAAGUUAGAGGCAAAGCUUGGUCCUGAGGCAAUAAAGGCCUUUCUCUCCCUAUAGUGGGACUCAGGAGCCUAUGUGGCUGUCUUGAGCCGCUGCACCAUUGGUACUCUGGAAAGCUCUUCAGAGAAUCCAAUCAGGACAAGCAGAUCUGUGAUCAUAUUCAAGUAAGUCAAGGUCGAAACCUCAGAAAUCAACACUGCCCCCCUUUUUCUCCCCAUAAACCUUUGCUUUCCCCAUCUGUUUUGGUGCUUCCUAACUCAAUAGCUUGAUCCUAGGGCAAGUACAGAACCUGUUGAGCCACUAACAUACUAUGUGACUAUACAAGUCACUCACCUCACUGAGCCACCUCCAUUUCUUCAUCUGUGAAAUGGGCAUAUAGUAAUACAUAACCCUACCUACCUCACAGGACUGUUGUGAGGAUCAAACAAAAUAAUGUAUGUGAGAAUAAAUGAUAAAUGAU
Molecule: messenger RNA, 2959 nt
Organism: Arvicanthis niloticus (Nile rat)
Lineage: Eukaryota; Metazoa; Chordata; Mammalia; Rodentia; Muridae
Gene: Kctd21
Product: potassium channel tetramerization domain containing 21
Biological process (GO): protein homooligomerization; ubiquitin-dependent protein catabolic process
Molecular function (GO): histone deacetylase binding; cullin family protein binding
Source: RefSeq, a predicted model, not a curated record